This is a messenger RNA of Vitrella brassicaformis, 2384 nucleotides long. The record is from the annotation of a GenBank genome assembly. Lineage: Eukaryota; Vitrellaceae.
GAAUCGCCUCGUCACAUAGUAGGUAGUAGUGCCGAGUGGCCCCAGUCUCUCUCCCCUCAGCCCCAUCACUGCAGCCGGUUCCUCGGGCAAGAUGUCUUCGGCCACAUCGACUUGCAAGGUGGCCGUCUUUUCUGCCAAAGGUGGACCUUGCCUCCCCUCACCUCACCUUCCCUCGAAGUUCUCACUUACCCAAUGAUCCGACUGUCCCCCAUCUCUGACUUAACGUCUUUCUGCUCUCUACUGUUGCAGCGUAUGACAAUGCGUCGUUCACUCAGCAACUGAGCCUCCUCGGCCACAAGAUCGAAUUGGAGUUCUUCGAACCACGCCUCACGCCCGUCAGCCACACCAAUGGAUCGAGGGAACACAGACAAACAAGCAGGUGUGUCCGUAUCUGUGUGUGUGUGCAGGCCACUGUAGGUCUUGCGAAGGGCUUCAAUGUGGUGUGUGUUUUCAUCAACGACACGGUCAAUGAGGAGGUGCUCAAAGAGCUGGACAAGCUGGGAAUCCGUCAGGUGGCCCUCAGAUGUGCCGGCUUCAACAACGUCGACUGUACGCACAAUCUGCACAGCAUCGCUGAGGCACUCGCUGACUCAAGGCGAUGUCUCUCUUGUUGCCUCUCUCUAUAUUGUGUGUCCAGUGGUAGCGGCUGAGAAGUGGAAGAUAACAGUGUGUCGAGUGCCGGCCUACUCGCCCUACGCCGUGGCCGAGCACGCCGUCGGACUCGUAGGCAUAUCACUUUGCAAACGCAGUGGUCACAUUUUGACAGUCUCGGUCUGCUCUUACAGAUGAUUUGCCUCAACAGAAAUCUCCACAGAGCAUUUUCCCGUAAGCCCCCCAAGCGGAACACAAUACUUCGCGGACCCUCUCCCUUACUGUGUGUAUGCCUGUGUGUCCCUGUGUGAUGCCUUUAAGGUGUCCGUGAUGGCAACUUCUCGAUCAACGGUCUGCUGGGGAUGGAUUUCCACGGCAAGACGUUCGGCUUCAUCGGGACGGGCAAAAUCGGGUUCCUCACCGCCCGCAUCUGCAGCGGAUUCGGAUGCACCAUACUCGGUACACACGCAAUGCAGCCCAGCAGUGGGUCCAUCCGCCAAUAUGUGUGUGUGUGUGUGGGUGUGUGCAGGGUGUGAUCCGUACAAGAAUGCCGACUUUGAGAAGCUGGGCGGCAAGUACGUCGAGAUGGACGAGCUGCUGGCGACGUCGGACGUUAUCUCACUGCACUGCCCCCUCACGCCCGAGAGUCACCAUUUGAUCAACGAAAAGACCAUUGCCAAACUGAAACCAGGGGCCGUCAUCGUCAAUACGUCACGAGGUGCGGCAGACAAAUCCACAUGGAAAAAGACAGACCGACAGCUUUGUUGUCCUUCCUUGUUCGCUAUAUCAGGUCCCCUGAUCCACAGCAAAGACAUUAUCAAAGGACUCAAGUCGGGAAAGGUCCGCUGCGUGUGGAUUCUCUCAGACGUGUCUCACUUAGCCCAUGUCUCUGUCACUCCCCUCUCUCUGUGUGUAGGUCGGCGGUUUGGCGAUUGACGUGUACGAGGACGAGGCGGACAUUUUCUUCGAAGAUCUGUCCAGCGAGGUGCUCCAGGACGACACCAUUGCCCGGCUGCUCACAUUUCCCAACGUCAUGAUCACUGCGCACCAGGUGGGUGUCACUGACUGCAGACCAGAACCCCUUGCCAUACACACAGAGACACAGAGACACCGACGGCAAGUCUGUCUGCCUGUUUGUGUGUGCGCGUAGGCAUUCUUCACCAAGGAGGCUCUUGAGGCGAUAGCCAAGGUGACGAUCGGCAACAUCGCCUCGUUCGACGGCCAGACGAGCGACGAUUCGUGGAAGCAGAACCAGGUCAAGAACCAGACGCACCGCCGACCCUCAAAGGGGGCCAUCGACCCCAAGGAAACACACAUGGGCCAUGCACAGCCCGCCGCUAAGUGAGCUGUAGAGUCAAGUAGUAGACUGCACUAUACACGUACUUACUGCACUGGACUGAAUGCGUCUGCAAAAGGCGGACUUUGAUUCAUUAGUGCACACAGACACGAAUUCCUUGAUUAGAUGCGCACAUUCAGACACGUGGGGAUGGAGGGUUGGGUGAGAGGGGGUUUUUGCUGUGUUGGGGGAUUUUGAUGCUUGGGGGGGUCGAUGAUGAUGAAGGGACGUGCAGAAAGGCCGUGGUAAUGUUUGCACAGUAAUUUCUGUGGUCAUUACAUGGGGAGGGGGAGACACACACACACACAGAGAGAGAGAGAGAGAGAGAGACAACAGUAGACUGGCGCCGAAUGUUCGAUAGUCUGUCUUCGUCGAGAGAGACCGUUUUGUCAUUCAAGCACCGCGGAGGUGCACUGAGUCACAUAUUAUGUCUCCCAUUCGAAUUCAUUCACACAAG